UCUCACCAACAAUGACACUUGACUGCCGAAGAAUCGACUGGAGGAAGGAUGUUUCCAAAUUGUUAUCAACUUUCUCGUUUUUCUUCGCUUUAACAUCUUCCUUCUUGUAAAGAAAAAUUAUAAGAAUUACAAAAAUUCUAAAUGUCUCUGUAAUUACAUACGAUUCCUUGAAUUAUUUAAUAUUAUUUCCAAGCAAGAAUAUUUCCAGCCGGAUCUCGAAGAUUCCUAAUGUCACGACCGUCUGAAAGCAGUCGUCGUGAAAUCAUCUUUACUCGCAGAACAAUUAUGAGCCAGACAAUAAAGUGAUUAUCGUUAGCUGAUGAAUGAAUUGCACCUUCGAUCUGAGGAUCGCUCGGCGAAACCGAGGCAGAAUAGCCUUGGCGAUCGCACGAGGUAGAUCGCGCGAGUGAUUUUCGUGCAAUAAAGUUGUCGAAUCGCGGAACAAACAUGCCCGGGGGUGUCGUAUUCCUGGUCUGCAUUCCCACUUUGAGCUACGAGCACGAACUUGUGUUCGGCGUGCCGCUGAAGCGCUCGAAGAGAAUUGAGAGGAGCAAGAACAGGCUCGCGACGCCGAAGGUGGAUCUUCGUAUAAAGGAAGCGAAAACCCGCGCGCAAUUGCUCACGCUCGACGAUGAAGGUCACGGUGACGAUGACGAUGACGACGUCGGCGUCGAUGUCGGCAUUGAUUCUAGGAAACGUGUUCACGGAUUUCCCGCGCGAUCGAAAACACCGGUUUUUGUGUCGAUGGAAACGGUGUUAGAAGAGCUUCUCAAAAAGCUAAGAGUAGAGCACGUCGUGUGGUGCAAAGACAAGGAGGAUAUGUAUUAUGAGGUGAUAUUUCCGGUGCCCGCCGGCGAUCCCUGCGAAAAUUGCAUACACUGCCUCACCGAGAUGGGUAUCGGCGUUAAAAUGAACUCGAUAGUGAGCGUAAUCCCGACGCAAUGUACGUACAGCGGUGUGAACGAUGCAGGACCGCUGGCUGUCAAGGACGACGUUGCCCGCAGACGGAAAGAAUCGGAGGAUCGUAAAAACGCUUGGGAGGAUUUCGUAGGAUCUAUCAGAUCGAAAUUGACGGUGAAACAGGUGGUCGAUGGCGUUCGCAGUGGCGGCGAUCUUAGUUUCGAUUACGUGUGUCUGGUAUUAACCGCGGACUGUCUCGCUGCACUCGGUCUCGUCGAGAACAGUGCAACUAAUGUUGUUGCAGCCAUGCUAGUUUCUCCCCUCAUGGGACCUGUGAUGUCUCUGACUUUCGGGACGAUCAUAGCCGACAGAGACCUGCAACUGGUCGGCUUCAAGAGCUUGAUGCUCGGUAUCUUCUUAUCGAUACUCUUCGGCUUCAUAUUCGGCCUCAUCCUCGGUACAACCGAAAUGCCUUGGGGUUACAAUGACUGGCCAACCGACGAAAUGAAGGGCAGAGGCAACUACAGAUCUCUCUGGAUGGGUGUUCUUUGGGCCCUUCCAUCUGGCACAGGUGUCGCGGUCGCUUUGCUGCAAGGCAGCAAUGGACCGUUAAUUGGCGUCGCUAUAUCAGCUUCAUUAUUACCGCCAGUUGUAAAUUGCGGCUUAUUUUGGGCUCUAGGAUGCAUAUGGCUCAUAUAUCGGCCAAUAAAAAUGCCCCAUAUCAAAGGGGAAUCUUAUACAAACUUUAAUAGCACCUACACGUACAUCUACAGCGAUUACUUGCCCGUAGAAUUCUUCUGCAACGGCAUUAUCAGUGCGUGCCUGACGUUUAUCAAUGUAAUGUGCAUCUUUAUUACGGCGAUAAUAGUCCUGAAGAUUAAAGAAGUGGCCGCACCGUAUACGUCUACGCCGGAACUGCGCCGGUUUUGGGAGCACGACAUCCGACUGGUUCGCGAUAAGAAUAUCUCUAGAGAUAACAGUUCCUUGAGUUCAAGUUUCUACGAUGGAUUGAGCAAAACUAAGCAACGAGCAUUGGAACGCAAGCUAAACGAAGCGGUCAGGGAAGCGAUGGAUGAUGAAACUUUCAGAAAAGUACAAAGGCUUAGUUAUGGGCAACACGGACCGGAAGAGAUUGGCUCUCGGUUUGGUCUUCACGGUCGCGGAACUGCGGGUAGAGGCAACAUAAAGAACAGUGGAAACGUCGAGGAAAUAAUAAGUGGGGAUCUACAGUCGCACAAAGGCUUAGCGAAUUCUGGCAAUACAAGCGAAGACUUGAUCGCAUUGGACCGCUUAAUAACGUAUCUUCUGAGCCAGCCAAGCAACCCCACUGGCAACAACCUGGAUUCGUGGAGACGCUCGCAUCGAGCUAGUGCACGUGGCUAUAGACAAUUACGUGGCACUGCCGCCGAUAUCGCGGAGACCGGUGGCGUUGGCACAACGCCUCUUUGAGCAUAAGUUGACAUUUAAAGAAAAGCCAACAUCGCAUGUACGAAAAUAGCAAUGCGAUAGCAAGUUUUAAUUUAAAUGUCACAAGUGAAAUGAAACUGUAAUAAGGACGAGGCGCAUGUAGAAAUGUUGAAGUACAAUUUUUGCUAAAUACGAUAGAUUAUUGACA
Messenger RNA from Wasmannia auropunctata (little fire ant), 2515 nucleotides. RefSeq lists its product as uncharacterized. The transcript has 12 exons. NCBI's taxonomy places the organism in Eukaryota, Metazoa, Arthropoda, Insecta, Hymenoptera, Formicidae. The coding region runs from base 448 to 2349 and encodes 633 amino acids. The record is from RefSeq and is a predicted model, not a curated record.